UCGCUUCGGCUCUUCGCUGGCGCGGUGACGAUAAGCAGCGAGCGGACAAGGAUGCUCCGUAGUCUGGUGCGCACACUUCUGUCUCCAGCUCUCCACAGUCACCAUGGAGGAGCCUAAUUAAAUGCACAGACUCCGUGUGCGUGUCUCCGCUGCUCCGGAUGGGGGGUGCCGAUGAGCUUUUCAUUUCGUUUCGUUUUACUUUAGGAUUUGCAAGCGUCUCUCGCCCCGUUUGAAGCCCGAGCGGAGAGGACCGCGGCGGAUCCGCGAAGUCUUCAAUUUCACAAGAGGCAAAUUAUGCCAGCAGCAUCAGAGUCGCUCACCCUGGUGACGUGCCAGCUCAUUGGUCAGACUACUCUGCCCUUCGCUUGCCUCCUCAUCUGCCCUGGCAGAUCGACGCUGCUGGAUGCUCCUCAAAGAGCCACGCCCACACCAUGAGCGCCAACGGGCCUGCCCCAGAACCAGCCCCAGAAGCCCCUCCCAUCUCAACCCCCGCCCCGACACCGGCCCCUGCUCCGGCUCCGGCCCCAGCCCCGGCCCCGGCGCCAACCCCACCCGCCCCGCCUGCCCCGACAUCCUCUACCAUACCGGUAGGUGCGUUGGCUCAGAAGAAGCGGCAGCAGUAUGCUAAAAGCAAGAAGCAAGGCAGCAACGCCAAUAGCAGGCCACCGAGGGCUCUCUUCUGCCUCAACCUCAACAACCCUCUACGCAGGGCCUGCAUCAGUGUGGUGGAGUGGAAGCCAUUUGAUAUCUUUAUAUUAAUUGCUAUUUUUGCCAACUGCAUGGCCUUAGCUGUCUACGUCCCUUUUCCUGAAGACGAUUCCAACUCCACAAACCACGAUCUGGAAACAGUUGAAUAUGCCUUCCUCAUCAUUUUCACUAUUGAGACCUUUCUGAAGAUUAUCGCUUAUGGUUUGGUUAUGCACCAGAAUGCAUAUGUGAGAAACGGCUGGAACAUGCUGGAUUUUGUCAUUGUGGUUAUCGGACUCUUCAGUGUUGUCUUGGAAUUUUUGACCAAAGAUGAGAAGCUGGAAGGCGACGGAGCCAGUAGCCAUCCGUCUACGCAUGGCCACGGGGGUAAGUCCGGUGGAUUUGACGUUAAAGCCCUUCGAGCCUUCCGUGUGCUGCGACCCCUGCGGCUGGUCUCAGGAGUACCCAGUUUACAGGUGGUGUUGAACUCCAUCAUUAAAGCCAUGGUUCCUCUGCUGCACAUUGCCCUCCUUGUCCUGUUUGUCAUCAUCAUCUAUGCCAUUAUCGGCCUGGAGCUUUUCAUCGGUAAAAUGCACGCAACCUGCUAUAUAGCCGGAACAGAUUUGAUAGCAGAGGACGAACCAGCUCCCUGUGCGAUCUCAGGGCACGGGCGGCAAUGCUCCAUCAACGGCACCCACUGCAGAGAAGGAUGGCACGGCCCCAACGGUGGCAUCACCAACUUCGACAACUUUCUGUUUGCCAUGCUGACGGUGUUUCAGUGCAUCACUAUGGAGGGCUGGACAGACGUGCUGUACUGGAUGAACGAUGCUAUGGGCUUUGAGCUUCCAUGGGUUUACUUUGUCAGUCUUGUGAUCUUCGGCUCCUUUUUCGUUCUUAACCUGGUUUUGGGUGUGUUGAGCGGAGAGUUCUCCAAGGAGAGAGAGAAAGCCAAAGCUCGAGGAGACUUCCAGAAGUUGCGUGAGAAGCAGCAGCUGGAGGAGGACCUGAAGGGCUACCUGGACUGGAUCACUCAGGCUGAAGAUAUUGACCCUGACAACGAGGACGAGGCUGAGGAGGGGAGCAAGCGGAACCGGGUGACUCUGGCUGACCUCACUGAGAAGAAGAAAGGAAGGUUUGGGUGGUUCAGCCAGUCGUCCGACACUCAUGCGAGCGUGCCAGCCAGCGAAACAGAAUCUGUGAACACCGAGAAUCAGAACGGGGAGGAUGAAAAGACACCCUGCUGUGGACCUUUGUGUCAAAAAAUUUCAAAGUCAAAGUUCAGUCGGCGCUGGCGCCGCUGGAACAGGUUCUGCCGCAGGAAGUGCCGUUUGGCUGUGAAGUCGGUACCUUUUUAUUGGCUGGUCAUCAUCCUGGUGUUUCUCAACACCCUCACCAUCUCGUCAGAGCAUUACAACCAGCCUAUGUGGUUAACACAAGUGCAGGAUGUGGCAAACAAGGUGCUGCUGGCCCUCUUCACGUGUGAAAUGUUAGUGAAGAUGUACAGUCUGGGACUGCAAGCCUAUUUUGUGUCCUUGUUCAACCGCUUCGACUGCUUUGUGGUGUGCGGAGGAAUCACUGAAACCAUUCUGGUCGAGCUGGAAAUCAUGUCUCCUCUUGGGAUUUCCGUGUUCCGCUGCGUCCGUCUGCUGAGGAUCUUUAAGGUCACACGGCAUUGGCAAUCUCUGAGUAACCUGGUGGCAUCCCUGCUCAACUCCAUGAAGUCCAUUGCUUCCCUGCUGCUGCUCCUCUUCCUCUUUAUCAUCAUCUUCUCCCUGCUGGGCAUGCAGGUGUUUGGUGGAAAGUUCAACUUUGACGAAACCCAGACGAAGAGGAGCACCUUUGACAACUUUCCUCAAGCCCUUCUCACAGUGUUUCAGAUCCUGACUGGAGAAGACUGGAACGCUGUCAUGUAUGAUGGGAUCAUGGCGUACGGAGGCCCCUCCUCCUCUGGGAUGAUUGUGUGCUUUUACUUCAUUAUUCUCUUCAUAUGCGGAAACUAUAUCCUCCUGAAUGUCUUCUUGGCUAUUGCUGUGGACAAUCUGGCAGAUGCGGAGUCUCUCAACACAGAUGAAGGAGACAAAAAAGG
Molecule: messenger RNA, 2773 nt
Organism: Fundulus heteroclitus (mummichog)
Lineage: Eukaryota; Metazoa; Chordata; Actinopteri; Cyprinodontiformes; Fundulidae
Product: voltage-dependent L-type calcium channel subunit alpha-1D-like
Biological process (GO): calcium ion import across plasma membrane
Cellular component (GO): voltage-gated calcium channel complex; membrane
Molecular function (GO): high voltage-gated calcium channel activity
Source: RefSeq, a predicted model, not a curated record